GUGGCAUUAAUGGCGGAGCCUAUGAGUGCGACCAAAAGGAUUCACGCAACGCCGACGAUGCCACCUACAAAUAUCACAGCAGAGGAAUUCUGUAAUGACCCUUUCGAUUUUCUCGUAGUUGGUGGCGGAACCGCUGGGUUGGCAGUUGCGGCUCGUCUCUCCGAGCAGUCGUCUCUGAGAGUCGGGGUGCUGGAAGCUGGGCCGGAGGUUGAAGGCAACGAGCGUGUGGACGUGCCGGGUUGGUUUGGAACCACUCUGGGAACAGACUUAGAUUGGCAGUUCGAAACAACAGCUCAGGCCGGCCUAGGGGGACGAACUCUUAAGUGGAGUAGAGGGAAAGGAGUCGGAGGCACGAGUCUUCUGAACUUCAUGACCUGGAACCGUGCGAGUCGCCAAGACUACGAUGCUUGGGAGAAUCUGGGCUGCAAGGGAUGGGGAUGGGACAGUCUUUUGUCGUUCUUCAAGAAGUCGGAGACUUUCCAUGCCCCCAGUCGGGAAACAAGCUUGGUCAACAAGGCCUAUUAUGAUCCCAAGGGGUUCGGUACGCAAGGUCCUAUUGACGUCUCCUAUGCAACAGAAUACUCAGCUUCACAUCAGUACUGGCAUGACACACUUCAGCAGCUAGGUGUGCACACCAACAAGUCGCAUAUGAUGGGGUCAAAUGUGGGCGCCUGGACAAAUUUAGGCUCAAUCACUCCCAGGACCUGCACUCGAUCAUCUUCGGCAACGGCUUACUAUCGACCUCGCAGAGACAGAGGGAAUCUCGUCGUCCUAAGCGAAGCUCUGGUCAAUAAAGUCAUCCUAGAGGAAGAUAAUAGUUCCUGGACCGCCAGGGGUGUCGAAUUUGUUCACAACGGACAAACAUUGUCUGCCUUCGCGUCCAAGGAAGUGAUUAUCUGCGCAGGCACCGUUCAAUCGCCUCAAAUACUGGAGUUGAGUGGAAUCGGUAAUCCAGACGUCCUCAGGAAUGCUGGAGUCGAGACCUUUGUUCCGAGUCCAUUUGUCGGAGAGAACCUUCAAGACCAUAUCAUGGCUGCCUCAAUAUACGAGGUCGACUCCAGCUUGCCGAACCCCGAUGACCUGAAGAUAGAUACCAAUGCUGCUGCCGCCGCCUGUGAGCAAUACAAGUCGAAUGGUACUGGGCCACUGACAAUCCUGUCAAACUCAAUCUGCUACCUGGGUCUAUCACAAAUCAUGUCGGAAAAGGAGUUUUCACAGUUAGCGGACAAGGCCAAGAGCAGUCGAGACGACUUUCCCGAGCGCAAUCACAUCCGGAGAACAAGAUUUGAUGCGUCUUCGCCAAGGCUGGGACAAAUCGAGUAUAUUUUCGAUCUGGGAAACUGGAAUCCGUACUUUCACCCAGACCAUGCGUCCACGGGCAAGAAGUACGGCACGAUGCUGCAAAUUUUGCAGUACCCGUUCUCAAGAGGCAGCGUACACAUACGGUCCGCGAAAGCCAACGAAAAGCCGACCAUCGAUCCACAAUAUUAUCAGGGUGAUAGUGGGAGCAUAGAUCUGGACAUCAUGGUAGAAUGCGCCAAGUUCGCCGAAAAAGUCACGAACACGCCUCCACUUUCAAACAUAGUCCACAACCGCGUUGUGCCACCACAGUCCGCACGAACGGAUGGCGAAUUGAUGGACUGGCUCGUGAGAGAGACCAUUACUGAUUGGCACCCCAUCGGUACUUGCGGCAUGGGCGGGGAUCGUGGUAUUGCUGGGGGUGUGGUUGAUGAGCGGCUGCGGGUGUACGGUGUCAAGGCGCUUCGGGUGGUGGAUGCCAGCAUAAUGCCCAUGCAGAUCAGCGCUCAUCUCCAGGCUACAGUGUAUGCCAUUGCGGAGAAAGGUGCACACAUGAUCUUGGAAGAUUGGCAAGAGUGA
Molecule: messenger RNA, 1878 nt
Organism: Diaporthe batatas
Lineage: Eukaryota; Fungi; Ascomycota; Sordariomycetes; Diaporthales; Diaporthaceae
Exons: 4
Coding region: 10-1878 (622 amino acids)
Molecular function (GO): oxidoreductase activity, acting on CH-OH group of donors; flavin adenine dinucleotide binding
Source: RefSeq, a predicted model, not a curated record